GAAAAGAAGUGAAGUACGUCUGCAAACUGCAUGCCGUCAGUCAGUGCAACAUUACGAGCAUGUCGACUAAAGGAGAGUAUGACUGCAUAGUGAUCGGGGCAGGUGUCCAGGGCUCCUUCACGGCCUAUGAGCUGGCAAAAGAGAACAAGAAGACUCUGCUGCUGGAGCAGUUCAUCCUGCCCCACACUCGAGGGAGCUCCCAUGGCCAGACCCGCAUCAUCCGCAAAGCCUACGAGCAGGACUUUUACACCCACAUGAUGGAGGAGUGCUACAAGCUAUGGGCUAAUCUGGAGAGGGAGGCGGGUGUCAAACUUUACAGACAAACAGGACUCCUGGUGAUGGGACCAGAGAACAGUCAGAGUUACCAGCUGUUGAAGAACACCCUGCAGAGGAACAAGGUUCCUAUGGUGACCCUGACACGUGACAACUUCAGCCAGCACAUCCCCCAUGUCAACCUCGCUGAGGGAGAUGAAGCUGUGGUGGACAUAACUGCUGGAGUUUUGUAUGCAGACCGUGCCCUCAAGACUGUACAGGGGCAGUUUCAAAAGUUUGGUGGGGUCAUAAGAGACAAAGAGAAGGUAACCGACAUCAAGCCUGGCCCUGUUGUGACAGUGUCAACCUCUGCUGGUGUUUACCAAGCCAAGAGUGUGGUGAUCACCGCUGGACCCUGGGCUAAUAGACUGCUGGCCCACACUGGCUUACAUUUGCCACUAGAGGUGGUGAAGAUCAAUGUGUGCUACUGGAAAGAAAAGGUUCACGGAUCAUAUGAUGUGAAACAGCGUUUUCCCUGCUUCUUGCUGACUGAGGGUGAGGAAUCCAAAGAGCACAUCUAUGGCCUCCCGUCCAAUGAGUACCCAGGCCUGGUAAAGAUAUGCUACCAUAUGGGCAGUGAGACAGACCCAGACCAGAGAGAUAAGCAGACAGACAGGUCUGAUAUUGACAUCCUCCAGCGCUACAUCUCCCGCUGUUUACCUGGCCUGGUCCCUGAACCUGCUGUGGUGGAGAGCUGCAUGUAUACGCUAACGCCUGACCGUCAUUUUGUGCUGGACUGCCAUCCCGCUUACAACAACAUUGUGAUUGGAGCAGGAUUUUCAGGUCACGGCUUCAAGUUUGGACCAAUCAUUGGCAAGCUUCUGUGUCAACUCAGCCUGGGAGAAGUGCCAUCCCGGGACCUUUCACCUUUCCGAAUAAGGCGCUUUCAGGAAGUGACCAAAUCAGCUUUAUAGAGCUGCGCUAAAUACUCAGACCAUCAUCAACGAGUCUUAUCUAAUGUAAUUGUAGUAUAAUUUGAGAUUGUCAUGGUAUCUCAAAUUACUAAAAACACAAUCACACAAUGGUUGCAUGUUUUUCAACUGCUUUAUUAUUUUAUGUGGUAAUUGUGUGUUGCAAGUUCCACAUAGUGUAAUAAGCUGUGUUGCACUCAAGUGGCAUGAAACCAUUCAGUGUGUGUACAUGGGUUAUAGUCUGCAGUAAUCUGAUUUCUUAAAGGAACAGGCAUUUUGGUGAACAGGUUAAUUCACUUUCUUGCCAAGAGUAAGAAGAUGAGAAGAAACUCAAUAUGAAGCUACAGCCAGGAGGCGAUUAGCUUAGAAUAAAGAUUGGAAGUACAGGUAAACAGCUAACUUGGCUGUGUCCAAAGUAAAAUAAAAUUUUUUUUGACUCAUUAA
Molecule: messenger RNA, 1667 nt
Organism: Micropterus dolomieu (smallmouth bass)
Lineage: Eukaryota; Metazoa; Chordata; Actinopteri; Centrarchiformes; Centrarchidae
Gene: pipox
Product: pipecolic acid oxidase
Exons: 8
Coding region: 60-1226 (388 amino acids)
Cellular component (GO): peroxisome
Molecular function (GO): flavin adenine dinucleotide binding; sarcosine oxidase activity; L-pipecolate oxidase activity
Source: RefSeq, a predicted model, not a curated record